Suillus plorans is the source of this 870-nucleotide messenger RNA. RefSeq lists its product as uncharacterized. Lineage: Eukaryota; Fungi; Basidiomycota; Agaricomycetes; Boletales; Suillaceae. The transcript has 11 exons. The coding region runs from base 1 to 870 and encodes 289 amino acids. The record is from RefSeq and is a predicted model, not a curated record.
AUGCUAUGGAAAGUUGAUAUCAAUCCGAAGAAGAAGUUAGAUCUCCCGCCUGACGUCGAGGAGCUCGUUGACCCGCUUACUCGACUCUCCAAAGUGUUUACCGUUAGACCGGAUGAUGGACACCUUCACAUAUUUGUGGAAUGCCAUAGAAUUGUGAUAAUGUGGAGGGAGGGUCUGAACGUUAACGGUGUAAGGUGGCCUCAUGUACAUUUUCCCGAGCGGGUACCUUCUUGGGUAAAACAGUCGACCAAAUUUCCAAACAUUGAUCAGGGGCAAAGUUUGCAAGCCACACGCGGUUCUGACAUUUCCCGCACUUCCAAAGUGCCAGAUAGCGCAUUCUUCUUCGUUCAUGAAGAUAUGGAUGAAGCCAAGCUGCACGAGGUACUAGACAACUAUGUCUUGAGUCGGAUAAAAUAUAAGGCAAUGAAGACGAUACAAGACCUACAAGUUCAGGCCGCUCUGGACGCUGAGCGCAUCGCCGGCUUGAAGGUGACCAUCGAGAUUAUGAAAGACGCACAGAGAAAAAAGGGACGGCGUAUGGACGAUACCAUCAAACUAGCAUUGUUUUACAUCAACCGAAUCAAGCAUCACCUUGAUGACGAAGAAGUUAGAACGUUCCGGUUUUAUCAUGACAACAUCAAUGGACCUCAGCCAGACCCUGCCAUUCUUUUCCGAAGCUGGCUAUCUGAUAAGGAAUACGAGCCAGUUACAAACGAGGCUAUUCAAAACGAAUGUCACAUCCUGGAGGAUUAUAUGUGUUUGAUCACAGAGCGCAUCACACUAAUGCAAAAACUCCGUAGGCAGAUCAAGAAUGAACGCCCCGCAAUCUGGGAGGACCUCCAUCAUGUGAGCAUCCGCAUGAAGGUAUAG